ACGCCGCUUGCCGUAGACGCGGUGAAGCCUGGGUAGGACACUGAAAGCGGCGGGAGAGCGGCACAUCUAUCCUCAAAUUUAACAAAACCUAGUUAUACUGCACAUUACUACAAGUGAGUAGUGUGCAUUUAGGUGUAAUUUAGGGUUACGUUUGGUUAAAAUCAAAGGUGUUUGACAGGUAAUGCUGUUAACUGCCUGUGUCGUUGUACUGUUGCUUUGAAGCAUUCCCCGGGAAACUGGUUUGAACGUUUUGUUUUUGGUUAGCCUCUUUUCUGGGUCUUUUUUUUUUUUUUUUUUUUGUGUGUAGCUCUUCAGCAACAAUGGCGAAGGUACAGGUGUUGAAUGUGGCUGUCCUAGACAACCCGAGUCCUUUCGGAAACCCUUUUCAGUUUGAAAUAACGUUUGAGUGUAUGGAGGACCUCCCCGAAGACCUUGAAUGGAAGAUCAUCUACGUUGGCUCAGCAGAGAGUGAAGAGUAUGACCAAGUCCUCGACUCUGUCUUGGUUGGUCCAGUACCUGCUGGGAGACAUAUGUUUGUGUUUCAGGCUGAUGCCCCAAACACUGGAUUGAUUCCUGAAAGUGAUGCUGUUGGUGUAACUGUGGUGCUGAUCACCUGCACGUAUCGUGGCCAGGAGUUCAUUCGUAUUGGUUAUUAUGUGAACAAUGAGUACACAGACCCAGAGCUUCGAGAAAAUCCACCGAUCAAGCCAGACUACACACAGCUCCAGAGAAAUAUUCUGGCAUCAAACCCACGUGUUACCAGAUUCCAUAUAAACUGGGAAGGCUGUGCGGAGAGAAUGGAAGACUCUGAAAAUGUCGAUCCCACGUCAAACUCCAUGCUCCCUCCAUCCUGUCUCCCAGGCAAGGCCCCGCCGUUGGGGUCACAACCAGAUAACUCUAUGGACUGCUUAUAGAAUCAACCCCCGCCCCCAAAAGGUGAUGACUCGCCGCACAAGACCUUAUUUUGGAAGAAUGCCUGUGGACAUUCUAGCGUGGAUGUACAGACAUCUUUGCCUUACAGUCGUUAUUUAACUGAAGCUAAGUCAAAAGUGAACUCUCUCCUUGGUCUUCUGAUGAGUGUUUGUUUAGAGGAGGAUUAAGAACCAAUUACCACCAGAAUAAUCGUCACUUAUAGAUGGGAGUUCCUCACCAUGAUGUGGAAGGCAGUAUUGAAGUAGUUUAACUCACAGAAGGGAAAGCGGUAACUAUAAACAGAUACAGCUGAACUGAAGCAGAACGGAAAGCUGAUGUGUGAUUCACCUUCCUUCCUUAUGUUGGUUCAGAACUGUUUUUGUACCCAGGAUUUCAGCACUGAAGCAAGCAAUAGGCAAAUAAAUUCCAAUAUGUUGCUGUACAGGAAUUUGAUAAUCUGCCAUUAUGUUUGUGUUCAAAUUCCUUUUGCACUUAGGCUUAUUCCCACUUAUAUUUUUGAGUUGUUGUUUUUUUUUUUUUUUUUUGCAAUGUUGUGUUCCAAAUAAAAGAACAUUGUAUUUGUUA
Messenger RNA from Dicentrarchus labrax (European seabass), 1497 nucleotides. RefSeq names its product anti-silencing function 1Ba histone chaperone (gene asf1ba). Lineage: Eukaryota; Metazoa; Chordata; Actinopteri; Moronidae. The record is from RefSeq and is a predicted model, not a curated record. Gene Ontology annotation, cellular component: nucleus. The coding region runs from base 321 to 914 and encodes 197 amino acids. The transcript has 4 exons. Gene Ontology annotation, molecular function: histone binding. Gene Ontology annotation, biological process: DNA replication-dependent chromatin assembly.